AAUCCAUCGAGACAAGAUGGAAUUCAAAUUAUGAAAUGCUGGAUUCCAUACUGCAACAACAUGAGGAGAUCUCCACAAUACUGCUUAAAAAUAACCAGUAUGAAAGAAUUGCGCAGAUCAAUGCAAACACUUUAAAAACAGUAGUUGCGUUCCUUAAGUUAUUCAAGGAAGCUACUAAUGACUUAGAGUCCGACAACUCCACUCCCAGCGCAUCACUUCCACUGCCGUGGUCCGUGAAACUCAUUGAACACUGCCAAGCAGCAAUGCUCGAGCCCUUGCUCUCUGGAGUCGCCGAUGUGUGUGCCUCGCGUCUGGAAGAACUGAUGGGCACCAGUAACACAUCUGCAUUACCUCUCCACAUGAUGUACAGGAUUGCAACACUCCUGACUCCUAAAAUGCGAAUGCUACGGAUGCUGCCCCCAGAUGAAAAAGACGACGUGGUUAAAGGCGCAAAGGAAAUUAUUCAGAAGAUGCAGUUUCAUCUGGGCCCAGCCACAGCAGAGGAUGAGCCACCACCAGCCAAAAAGCAAAGCACCACAGACCGAUUCGCAGACUGGGAAGACGAUGCGUCCGUUGCUUCAGUCACAGUGCCAAAGCCGAUCGAUGAUGAAAUGGCUGAAUAUCUCAGCUCCCGUCUCUCUGAUAACCCAGACCCAGACAGCGUGCUUCAAUGGUGGAAGUUCAACAAAGAGCGCUUCCCAGCGCUAUCAAAGCUGUCACGUUUCAUCUUUAGUAUCCCCGCAUCCAGUGCGCCUUCAGAGCGGGCCUUUAGUGUCUGCGGGCGCAUCUUGGAAGAGAGACGCACGGGAUUGGGACCGCAGUCGAUCAGCAACAUUCUCUUCCUCCACAGCAAUAUUGCAAAGUGAUUUAUUUGUUAAAUUCAUUCGUUAACGUUGUUUAUUUUAUGUUAUUUAUUAGUGUUGUUUUUUGAGCACAGCCUCUCGUUGCCAUUUGUAAAUUAGGUCAAGAGGCGUGAUGAUGCCAGUGUUAUUGAG
This is a messenger RNA of Rhinichthys klamathensis goyatoka, 995 nucleotides long. RefSeq lists its product as uncharacterized. Gene Ontology annotation, molecular function: protein dimerization activity. The transcript is spliced from 2 exons. Lineage: Eukaryota; Metazoa; Chordata; Actinopteri; Cypriniformes; Leuciscidae. The record is from RefSeq and is a predicted model, not a curated record. Bases 36 to 866 code for a protein of 276 amino acids.